AUGGUGAAUACGCGAACUACUCAACAACUUUUUAUGGUGCGCAAGGUGGCAUGGGCGGAGGGGGUUUCACAGGCGGUGAAGGAGGUAGCCAAGGAGGCAGGCUAUAUGAAAAACUCGCUUCGUCCUGUGACAAUAAAGCAAACGCUGGAUGCGACCCAAGCGCAUGGAGAUGCAGAUUUUAAAAUUGAUGGCACGGAGGUAUCACAGGUAACCUUCGUCGGCCAGGUCCGCGCCGUCAGCCACCUUACUACAUUUGUCACUUAUAAACUUGACGACGGCACGGGGGAAAUUGAAGUAAAAUUAUGGCUCGAAAAGAACGCAGUCAAUCCCACAGGAGAUGAUAUGGAUACGGGAGAUGCUCCACGCUCCUCGGAAUCAGAAAUUCCAAUCAACGGGUACGCCAAAGUUUGGGGAAAACUUAAUAACUUCAACAAUCGACGGAAUUUCGUCGCGCAUGUCAUCCGCCCUAUAACGAACAUUGAUGAAUACAAUUGCCAUUUUCUCGAAGCCACAGCGAUUCACCUAUACUAUACGCGAGGGCCAGUAGGGGGCCAUCUGGGGGAUGAGAAGCCGCUCCCUGGUGCAACACAUGCCAGUGGUGGGGGUCCUUUCGCCGGAAAGACUUUGCCUCCAAUGUCGCCGCUGGCUCGGAAGAUGUAUGAGACUUUGAGCAACACGCCACAGAGCAACGAAGGACUCCACGUGCAACACCUGGCGUCACUGAUGGGUUUGCCUGUUGGCGAGGUGUAUAAGGCAAAAGAAGAGCUGCUGAGCCUCGCAUUGAUAUUCUCGACCGUAGAUGACAACACCUUAGCAAUUCUAGAGUAUUAAACAUGAUACUUCAAAUAGAAAUUGCGUAUAGUUCUUCCGAUUUACGUGUAUUGGUAUUAGAUUAGGAGAUAUCUUAUCGCUGACCUUGUCGCCAAUGACAUCAUGCCACUUGAUGAUGCAUCAUAUCAGGCUUAGCAGUCCAUUUGCUGGCUCACGAAAAAUCAAGAUAAACUCAUAAAA
Messenger RNA from Histoplasma capsulatum G186AR, 1011 nucleotides. RefSeq names its product single-stranded DNA binding protein p30 subunit. Gene Ontology annotation, biological process: double-strand break repair via homologous recombination; nucleotide-excision repair; DNA replication. Gene Ontology annotation, cellular component: nucleus; site of double-strand break; DNA replication factor A complex. The coding region runs from base 1 to 831 and encodes 276 amino acids. Gene Ontology annotation, molecular function: DNA binding. The record is from RefSeq and is a predicted model, not a curated record. The transcript is spliced from 2 exons. Lineage: Eukaryota; Fungi; Ascomycota; Eurotiomycetes; Onygenales; Ajellomycetaceae.